Molecule: messenger RNA, 726 nt
Organism: Monoraphidium neglectum
Lineage: Eukaryota; Viridiplantae; Chlorophyta; Chlorophyceae; Sphaeropleales; Selenastraceae
Product: DNA mismatch repair protein MSH2
Exons: 7
Coding region: 1-726 (241 amino acids)
Biological process (GO): mismatch repair; mitotic recombination
Cellular component (GO): nucleus; MutSalpha complex
Molecular function (GO): mismatched DNA binding; ATP-dependent DNA damage sensor activity; ATP binding
Source: RefSeq, a predicted model, not a curated record
AUGCUGCUCAAGGCUGGGGGCCUGUCUGGCAGUCGGGGAGAACCGAGGCUCAGCAGCCCGCCCCAUCACCUGGCGCGCUGCAAUGGCUUUGCUGUGCGGGUCGUGGACGUGGCGCACACCUUUGUUGAGGUCUGGGAGGGCGUCAUAGGCAUCGUUGCUGAGCUGGACGUCCUGGCAGGCUUUGCUGAGCUGGCGUGCAGCGACCCCACGCGGCCCUACGUGCGGCCUGAGAUCCUGGGGGAGGGCCAGGGCGAGGAGGUGGCGCUGGUGGGCUGCAGGCACCCCUGCGUGGAGGCGCAGGAGGGCAUCGCGUUCGUGGCCAACGACUGCAAGCUGGUCAAGGGUAGCAGCUGGUUCACCAUCGUGACGGGGCCCAACAUGGGCGGCAAGAGCACGUACAUCCGACAGGUCGGCGUGGCCGUGCUCAUGGCCCAGGCCGGCUGCUUCGUGCCCUGCGCCUCGGCCCGCAUCUCCCCCCGCGACGCGAUCUUCGCGCGCGUCGGCGCGGGCGACUGCCAGCUGCGGGGCGUGUCGACGUUCAUGGCGGAGAUGCUGGAGAGCGCAGCCAUCCUCAAGGGCGCGACCUCGAAGAGCCUCGUCAUCAUUGACGAGCUCGGCAGGGGAACGAGCACCUAUGACGGCUUUGGCCUGGCCUGGGCGAUUGGGGAGUACAUCAUGCACAGGCACAUUCUGCAGAGUGUGGGCCCAGCUCUGCUUGGCUCCUGA